Messenger RNA from Daldinia vernicosa, 1398 nucleotides. RefSeq lists its product as uncharacterized. The transcript is spliced from 5 exons. Lineage: Eukaryota; Fungi; Ascomycota; Sordariomycetes; Xylariales; Hypoxylaceae. The record is from RefSeq and is a predicted model, not a curated record. The coding region runs from base 90 to 1172 and encodes 360 amino acids.
UGUGAUCUUUCUUCUUCUUGUUGUUGUUUUUGCUUCGAAUUUGCAUUUGUUCAAUUCGCUCGAGGCCAACGCGUCGACCAACCCGACAGAUGGGUUCUAUUAUAACUGCAACACCGCAUUCCACAACCUCUAACGGAAAAGAGAAUCUGCGUACUUGUGUUGUUUUGAUUGGUUUGAAUUCUAUCGUCGUUCUUUUGAGAAUAUGGGUUAGAAUCAGUCAGCUUCAAACUCUCAAAGGUCACGACUGGUUGAGUAUCGUGUCCCUGAUUCUUUUUUGCGCCCAAUGUGGUCUCAUAAUCGACUUUAUCGUCAGACAUGGCGCGUUUGAAACCGGCCCCCCUUUGACGCAUCCCGAGGUGGUCGAACUUCUGAGAAUGACCUGGAUCUGCGAGUUCCUGUUUAGCGGAAUUAUUACUACUGUGAAAUUGAGCAUCUUGUGGUUUUACUACUCAAUAUUCUCGGUAAACGAGACCUGCAAGCGAGCAACCUUAACCACAGCCGGUUUAUGCAUCCUGUGGUUCACUAUCAAUAUAUUUAUCAUAGCAUUCCAAUGCCACCCCGUCGACGCGUUCUGGACUGAGCUUGACUCGGAUCUCUAUUGCCUCAGUUCGACGAACUUCCUUCUGGGGUAUGAAACAACAAAUCUACUUCUGGAUGUGGUAAUACUCUGUAUCCCUUUCAGCAUGUUAGGAACGCUCCAGCUAUCUCUGACAAGGAAAAUCUCUCUCUUGGUUAUUUUUAUGCUAGGAGGACUCGUGUGUAUUGCAAGCAUCGUUCGCUUGACAACGAUAUAUCCACUUCCGGACCCAACCAAGAAUUUUGACUUUAGUGUCUUUAUACUAUGGGGAGAAAUACAGUCAGGCGUGGCCAUCCUCUGCGCCUGCCUCCCUACACUCGGGCCGCUCCUUACUGGUGAUUCCAAGGCCACAAGCGCAAUUCGAAAUUGGCACGGGUUAUCGGCGGCGAAUUCGAAUAGAAACCGGGGCGUCAGCGGAAAUCAAUCAAGGGGUCCCCAUCCGAACAUGCCAGUACACGAUUGGCCCGAAGUCGAAGAUCCGCAAGCGUCUAGGAGUUGGAUUCGUGUUGAUGAGAGCAUGUCCGAUACACUCCCUCUAAAGCCAGUUAAACAUUAUAGUGACAGCUCGACGGGUCGGGACCCGGAACUGCGGUAACUUGGUAGAUCCGAGUCGCUCGAUUAAGUUAACGACUUGAUUAGUAUGUCUAACGCCAGGGUCAGAAGGAAAGCUGGUUCUUAUAACUCUCCCUGAAAAAGUGCGGCGUCUAAAAGUAUCCGGCUUUACUCUGCAUGUUGGAAAGCGCUUGAUAAUAUAUGGGCGUAAUGUUAAACAAAGUUGCGUAUUAAUUAUAUAAUAAAUAUAUCCCAAGAACGUAUUCAAA